AUGGAACAAACGAAAGACUGCCACCCAAUCAUCAUGGGACAAACGAGUGUGUCCCAGCCAAUCAUCAUGGGACAAACGAGUGUGUCCCAGCCAAUCAUCAUGGGACAAUCGAGAGAGUGCCAGCCAUCAUCAUGGGACAAACGAGAGUGCCAGCCAAUCAUGGGACAAUCGAGAGAGUGCCAGGCACUCAUCAUGGGACACGAGAGAGUGCCAGGCACUCAUCAUGGGACAAUCGAGAGAGUGCCAGGCAAUCAUCAUGGGACACUCAUCGAGAGAGUCUCAUCAUGGGACAAUCGAGAGAGUGCCAGGCACUCAUCAUGGGACACGAGAGAGUCAUCAUCAUGGGACAAUCGAGAGAGUGCCAGGCACUCAUCAUGGGACAAUCGAGAGAGUGCCAGGCACUCAUCAUGGGACAAUCGAGAGAGUGCCAGGCACUCAUCAUGGGACAAUCGAGAGAGUGCCAGGCAAUCAUCAUGGGACAAUCGAGAGAGUGCCAGCCAAUCAUGGGACAAUCGAGAGAGUGCCAGCCAAUCAUGGGACAAUCGAGAGAGUGCCAGCCAAUCAUGGGACAAUCGAGAGAGUGACAAUCGAGAGAGUGCCCAAUCAUGGGACAAUCGAGAGAGUGCCAGCCAAUCAUGGGACAAACGAGAGAGUGCCAGCCAAUCAUGGGACAAUCGAGAGAGUGCCAGGCACUCAUCAUGGCACACAGGGUUGUGGUAA
Procambarus clarkii (red swamp crayfish) is the source of this 720-nucleotide messenger RNA. NCBI's taxonomy places the organism in Eukaryota, Metazoa, Arthropoda, Malacostraca, Decapoda, Cambaridae. The record is from RefSeq and is a predicted model, not a curated record.